This is a messenger RNA of Xenopus laevis (African clawed frog), 1691 nucleotides long. It is a transcript of the gene lipc.L, whose product is annotated as lipase, hepatic type L homeolog. NCBI's taxonomy places the organism in Eukaryota, Metazoa, Chordata, Amphibia, Anura, Pipidae. The transcript is spliced from 10 exons. Bases 94 to 1590 code for a protein of 498 amino acids. The record is from RefSeq and is a predicted model, not a curated record.
AGGAACAGCUUGAAACAUGCUCAUUAUUUGAUUGUCUCUAUGAGAGUGUACAAAUAAAACAGAUGCCUGACCUCUGUUCUCAGCCUCGUCAUUAUGGGAAGAAUACAGCUUUUGCCAUUUUUAUUGAUUCUGCUUCUUACUGAGCAGACAUUGACUCAAAAAGGGAAACAGAAAUGUAAAGAAGAGGAACAUGCCCUGGCCAUAAGAAUAAAAAAACAUCAGAACACACCAGAGACAAAGUUUAAGUUUUAUGAGGAGGGAAGAGAUGAAGACUUAUGCCAGAUUCAAAUAUUUCAACCAGAAACUCUUGAAAAGUGCUCAUUUAAUGAGUCACUUCCGCUUGUAGUCAUUAUCCAUGGAUGGUCGGUUGAUGGGAUGCUGGAGAGCUGGAUCUGGAAGAUGGCUGCAGCGUUUAAAUUACACAAAAGCCAAUUUAAUGUCGUCAUCGCAGAUUGGUUGACCUUUGCCCAUGUUCACUACCCUAUUGCCGUGCAGAAUACUCGUGUUAUAGGUCUAGAAAUUGCUGAAUUUCUGGAAUGGCUGGAGUCCUCUAUUCAAUUUCCAAGAAGUAACGUCCAUUUAAUUGGGUACAGCCUUGGUGCACAUGUUUCAGGAUUUGCCGGCAGUUACAUCAGCGGCUCAAACAAGAUUGGGCGAAUUACAGGACUUGAUCCAGCUGGACCAUUGUUUGAAGGAAUGUCAUCUACAGACCGUCUGUCACCAGAUGACGCUAACUUUGUUGAUGCCAUUCACACAUUUACUCAACAGCACAUGGGAUUAAGUGUUGGUAUUAAUCAGCCCGUUGCCCAUUAUGAUUUUUAUCCCAAUGGAGGCCAUUUUCAACCUGGAUGCCACAUUAAGAACCUCAUUGCAAACAUUGGAUUCCAUGGCAUUAAAGAAACAGUGAAAUGCGCCCAUGAGAGGUCAGUCCAUCUGUUCAUCGAUUCUCUGUUGAAUGACGACAAACAGAGCAUGGCUUACUGGUGCAAGGACAUCAAUACUUUUGACAAGGGUGUGUGCCUGAGCUGCCGUAAAAAUCGAUGCAACACCUUAGGUUACAACAUCAAGAAGAAGAGACUCAAGCGGGCAAGGAAGCUCUUUCUCAAAACACGAUCCCACAUGCCAUAUAAAGUUUACCAUUAUCAAUUCAAGAUUCAUUUUAUCCACCAAACUAAGGAUAUACAGCUGGACCCGACAUUUACACUCACUUUAAUAGGGACCAAGGAAGAUGUUGAGAAUGUGCUAUUCACUCCAGAUGAUGGAAUAAAGGGCAACAAGACUUAUUCCUUCCUUAUAACACUGGAUACAGACAUUGGAGAGCUCAUGAUGAUCAAGUUCAAGUGGGAAGGAAUAGAUGUCUGGGCUAAUAUAUGGGACACAGUACAGACAAUCAUGCCUUGGACCUCAGAAGCUGAUCGCCCUGGACUACUUUUAAAUACAAUCAGAGUCAAAGCUGGAGAAACCCAAGAGCAGAUGACAUUUUGCUCUGAGAAUGUCGACAACAUCAAGCUCCUUCCUGCCCAAGAGAAAACCUAUGUGAGAUGUAGGAACAAUGCGAAAAAGCAAGCGAGAAAGGCAAGGACAAGUUGAGCCAAGAAUUAAAGCUUACAGAAAACAAUAGGCAAAUGACUAUGACAAGUGUGUGUUUUUUGUCAAGUUUGUACAGUCAGAAAUACAGAGUAUUGCACUUA